Molecule: messenger RNA, 1546 nt
Organism: Annulohypoxylon maeteangense
Lineage: Eukaryota; Fungi; Ascomycota; Sordariomycetes; Xylariales; Hypoxylaceae
Product: Mu homology domain-containing protein
Exons: 3
Coding region: 151-1464 (437 amino acids)
Biological process (GO): intracellular protein transport; clathrin-dependent endocytosis
Cellular component (GO): cytoplasmic vesicle; AP-2 adaptor complex
Molecular function (GO): clathrin-cargo adaptor activity
Source: RefSeq, a predicted model, not a curated record
ACGGCCGUCUUCCCGUCCAGCUACUAGGUACAUGUAUGUCUAACGGCGUCACCUUAUCGGUUUCUAAAUUUAAACAUUUACAUAACAUCUCAAUCCAUUCCCGAGUCUCCUUUAACGAGCUUGGGGUCGAGUCCACGAGGUCUCGGCAAGAUGCUUUCCGGCAUCUUAAUAUUCAAUCAAAAGGGCGAGAAUCUAAUCUUUCGUGCCUUCCGGAACGAUUGUCGACCACGUCUCGCCGACGUCUUUCGAAUUCAAGUCAUAUCCAAUCCUCAAGUCCGAUCACCCAUCCUCACCCUCGGAAGCACAACAUUUAGCCAUGUAAAGCAUGAAAAUAUCUAUUUGGUCGCCAUCACCAAGAGCAAUGCCAAUGCUGCGCUCGUCUUCGAGUUCCUCUACCGGCUGAUUCAGCUUGGUAGGGGUUAUUUUGGGAAAUUCGACGAGGAAGCCGUCAAGAAUAAUUUCGUUCUAGUCUAUGAACUCCUAGAUGAAAUCAUCGACUUUGGUUACCCUCAAAACACCGAGACCGACACUCUCAAAAUGUACAUCACCACCGAAGGUGUCAAGUCCGAACGUGCUGCCGAAGACUCAGCUAAAAUCACCAUGCAAGCCACCGGCGCGUUAUCGUGGAGGAAGGCCGAUGUUAAAUACAGGAAAAACGAAGCUUUCGUCGAUGUAAUUGAGGAUGUCAAUCUUCUAAUGUCCGCUACUGGCACCGUUCUCCGUGCCGAUGUCACUGGCCAAAUCAUCAUGCGCGCAUACCUUUCCGGCACCCCCGAAUGUAAAUUUGGUCUUAAUGAUCGGCUUCUAUUAGAUCAUGACGGGCUUCAGUCACUUCCCAGUGGAAACAGGUUGGGAACCAAAGCUACAAAAGCAGCUGCCGGAAGUGUCACGCUGGAGGACUGUCAAUUUCAUCAAUGUGUGAAAUUAGGCAAAUUCGAUUCUGACCGAAUUAUCUCCUUCAUCCCCCCCGACGGGGAGUUCGAGCUCAUGCGAUAUCGAGCAACCGAAAACGUCAAUCUACCCUUCAAGGUGCACGCCAUCGUUAAUGAAGUUGGCAAGACCAAAGUAGAAUAUAGUAUUGGCGUUAAGGCGAACUUUGGUAGCAAACUUUUCGCCACGAACGUUGUUGUUCGUAUCCCGACCCCGCUGAACACCGCUCGCAUCACCGAACGUUGCACUCAGGGCAAAGCCAAGUACGAGCCAAGCGAAAACAACAUCGUCUGGAAAAUUGGCCGUUUCACUGGCCAGAGCGAAUUCGUGCUAAGUGCUGAAGCGGAGCUCACAAGCAUGACUAACCAGAAAGCCUGGUCACGCCCACCUCUAAGUAUGAACUUCAGCCUCCUUAUGUUUACUAGUUCAGGCCUCCUUGUACGAUACUUGAAGGUGUUCGAGAAGAGCAACUACUCAAGCGUCAAGUGGGUAAGAUACAUGACAAGAGCAGGAUCUUAUGAAAUCCGAUUCUGAUCAAUAUCGUCAAGACGGAAGCGUUCGAGCCCGGUUCGGCAUAUUUAUCGUUAAACCCGCCAUGGCGGUCCUCGCAUGACGG